UACAGUUGAAAAAACAAUUCGGCAUGAACGCGUCGUGUAUUUUUCUAAGCGCCGGAAUUAAAACAUUUUCCCUACGCGAAAAAUAAGUACAGAAGAAAACGCUGUACACAUAAUUAACUGUGUAUUAUUUCUAAAAGGCUCAGAUCACUUUCAACAUUCUUUCAAGUUUUAUUCGUAAAAAAAGAAGUCCAAGUCCUUAAAUUUCAGAUAGAAUCAUGUUGAAAUUUAUUCGCGGAAAAGGACAGCAACCAACAGCGGAACGUCAACGACUUCAAAAGGAGCUAUUUGCUUAUCGGAAGACCGCUCAACACGGAUUUCCGCACAAGCCGUCGGCUCUGGCGUACGAUCCAGUCGCCAAGCUCAUGGCAAUUGGGACACAAACUGGAGCCAUAAAAGUGUUCGGUCAACCAGGCGUCGAGCUUUAUGCCCAGCAUACUUUAGUCAAUAAUUUGGCAUCUGAACUAAAUGUGCAAUUACUUGAAUGGGUUUAUGGCACUGGUCGCAUUCUCUCACUCACCGCUGCCAAUCAACUGAUAUUGUGGGAGCCAGUGGGAACAACGCUUGUGCCUCUUAAAACACUCCCAUUCGAUGGCAAACUAAAAAAAGUAUCUUCUUUAUGCUGUUCGCUUAAUAAAGAUCUUGUAUGGAUAGGAACCGAAGGAGGCAAUAUAUAUCAAUUUGAUUUAAAGUCAUUCUCGAUCCGUGAACCUGUAAUUUAUCAUGAUGUGGUACUGGAGCAAGUGCCACCAACCUACAAGCUUAAUCCAGGCGCUAUUGAGUCCAUACGCCAGCUGCCAAACGCAUUAAAUAAGCUGCUUAUCGCUUACAAUCGUGGUCUCUGUGUAUUAUGGGACUUGGACAAAUCGGCUGUUGAGCGUGCCUACAUCGCACCCGGGCACGGUCAAAGUGUGGGUCUCUAUGUAAAUGCCAAAGGUACGGAAUUCAACUGGUACCACGCGGACGGGUCUUAUGCCACCUGGAGUAUUGCAAGCGGAGAGCCGCCUCAAAACGUUAAUUACGUUCCCUAUGGCCCGGAUCCGUGCAAAAGUAUCAAUCGGCUGUACAAAGGAAAACGGGGAGCAAAUGACAUAAUCAUUUUUUCGGGCGGAAUGCCGCGAUCGGCCUAUGGAGAUCACAACUGCGUCUCUGUGCAUGCGAGUGACGGACAAAAAGUCUGUCUGGAUUUUACGUCCAAAGUGAUUGAUUUCUUUGUGACCUACAAAGAUGAUGGCGAAGCUUUACAGAUGCUGAUUGUACUGCUAGAAGAAGAGCUUUGUGCCUACGAUCUCACAGAUGCGAAAGUUUCGGCCGUUAAGGCGCCAUAUCUGCACUCGGUGCACGCCUCGGCAGUGACAUGUAACUACCUGGCAUCCCAAGUUACCCAAGUGGUAUACGAGCGAAUUUUGAGUGCUGGUGAUGAACAGGAUUUGGACUACAGCAGCAUAAACUGGCCUAUUACCGGUGGUGUGCUUCCGGAGCAGCCUAUAGAAGGUGAUGCUAAUGAUAUAGAGAUUUUAUUAACUGGACACGAAGAUGGAUCCGUCAAGUUUUGGGAUUGCUCUGGAGUGCUGCUUAAGCCCAUUUUUAAUUUUAAGACGGCCAUUAUAUUUGGACAUGAAGAAACUGAGGAUGAUGAUCCAGCUGCAAUUGCAUCGGAUGAGCAACUGGAUGAAGGAGAGCCACCAUUCCGUAAAGCUGGUCUAUUUGAUCCGUAUUCUGACGAUCCUCGUUUAGCUGUUAAGAAAAUAGCAUUAUGCCCAAAAACCGGACAGCUGAUUGUUGGGGGUACCGCUGGACAAAUUGUUAUCGCCGAUUUUCUGGUUGACACUAAAGACAAUGCUAAUGGUACGCUAAAAGUUAGAUCAAUGAAUUUGGUCAGUGAUCGCGAUGGAUUUGUGUGGAAGGGCCAUGAUCAGUUAAACGUGCGUGCCAAUCUAUUGGAGGAACAUGCCGCACCAAUUUCUGUAAAUGGUGUCAAUAUCACUGGCGUACUACAAGUGCUGCCUCCUGCAAGCAUCACGUGCUUAUCACUGGAAGCCAACUGGGGUCUUGUCUCCGGCGGUACUGCACACGGACUGGUUUUGUUUGAUUAAAAUUUCGUUCCUGUCUUUCAUCGAUGCACUCUCAAUCCUAAUGAUAUGACCGGUGCUGGUGAACAGCUGUCACGUCGCAAAUCCUUUAAGAAAUCACUUCGGGAGUCUUUUCGCAAGUUGCGCAAGGGAAGAUCGACUCGAAACAAUCACAGCAAUGUGGUGCCGACUACGUUAGAGGCUCGACCUGUUGAGCGGCAAAUUGCGCGUUGCACAGACGAUGGCAUGGGAUCCAUGGUGCGUUGUUUGCUUUUGCUAACCUACAUAACGAAUGUAAACAUUACUUCACCCACUUUGUGGUCUGCCACAAAUGCCAGCACUGUGUCCGUAUUUCUGUUGCAUUUACCACCGGCACAGACAGCAGCCACUGCUUUACCACCUGCAAGUGGAAAUGCAACGCCGCAGACGCCACGUCGCAUCUCUGCACAAUUGGCCAAAGAGAUUCAGCUAAAGCAUCGCGCUCCAGUCGUUGCAAUUUCCAUAUUUGACCAAACUGGCUGUCCUGUCGAUCAGUUCAACUACGGUGAGAAUGGCACUCCGCCCCAUCGUGUGCUUAUUGCCUCUGAGGAGCAGUUCAAGGUCUUCUCUCUGCCGCAAUUGAAGCCAAUCAACAAGUACAAACUGACCGCAAAUGAAGGCGCGCGUAUACGUCGUGUGCAUUUUGGCUCCUUCAGUUGUCGCGUUCCGCACGAGCUUUUGCAAGGUCUCAAUGGCAGCAGCCCCACGAAAUCGACUUCAAAUGAAGCUGGCGACGGAGGAGGGGCUAAUUCAAGUAUUUCACCAGCUGAGCUGUACCAUGAGAUGGCAUUGACUUGUUUGACCAACAUGGGCGACAUUAUGGUGCUAUCAGUGCCAGAGCUUAAGCGCCAAUUAAAUGCAGCUGCAGUUAGGCGAGAAGAUAUCAACGGCAUUUCAUCAUUAUGUUUUACUAACGGCGGCGAGGCCCUGUACAUGAUGUCGUCAUCCGAAUUACAACGCAUAUCUUUAGGUACCUCCAAAGUUAUACAGCCAACGGGUUGCGUUGAAAUCGAGCCACUCAUGAGCGAGGACGUCGAAUCUACAGCACCGAGCAAUGACGAGGAUGACAAUGACAGCGAUAAGGAAAUCGAUACAAAUGAUAAUGAUGUUAUGAACAGUGCUGGAAUGCUGGAACCACCAGUUGCCAAGCAGCGUGACAAGCCACUCAACAUUGAAAACAAUAGUGUAUUGCUUUCAAACGGCCUAAGUAGCGGCAGUUCACCCAAUCGGGCCAACGAGACUAUUACCAGUUCCAUAGGUGACAUCACAGUCGACUCUGUUCGCGAUCACCUAAAUACUACAACAACAACCCUAUGCUCCACAACAACUGAGGAAACUGUCGGUCGUCUGUCGGUGCUCAGCACGCAAACAAAUCAAAGCACUACCACCGUCAAUCUGAAGGACACACCCAACAUUAAUAUACCCAAUCUACAUGAUUUAGCUACAAAUAGCAAUACAACGGAAACAAGCACCAGCUCUGUCGUCAUAAAAUCCGUAAUAACGAGUAUAUCACAUGAAAAGACCAAUGGCGAAAGCGAUAUCUUAAAGACUAACAUUACAACGCAUGAGGAGAGUCAGUUUUAGAUGCAUAUUAUGAUGUAUAUGAACGCAAAACACACAUUUUAUUAAUAUAAGUAAACUUUAAUAUUUUACUUUUGCAUAUUUACAUUAAGCUUUAAGUUAAUAUUUCACAUAUACACAUAUUUUGUUCAUAUAAUGUAAGACACAGAGGCCAAAUAAAUUGGCUCUUAAAUAUUUGACGUAUUUUACGAAACUUCCAUUUUAAUUAAAGCAAUGUGAGUUUCAUAACAAAGGCAUUUUUAAAUAUUUUUUAUGUUUCAGUUUGACAAUAUAAGCAGUAGCUGAAACGCUAUAGUAUAUAAUCUGAACACAUUUCCAUAUACAAAUAUCAACAAAAGUACAACAUAAAAUCUUUGCUUUAUAUUAGAUAACACUUUGUUACAGACUUUUAUACAAGUAUUAAAACAAUGUAAUGUAUAUAUAAAAUAUA
Messenger RNA from Drosophila innubila, 4119 nucleotides. RefSeq names its product protein lethal(2) giant larvae-like. Gene Ontology annotation, cellular component: cytoplasm; cortical actin cytoskeleton; plasma membrane. The record is from RefSeq and is a predicted model, not a curated record. Lineage: Eukaryota; Metazoa; Arthropoda; Insecta; Diptera; Drosophilidae. Gene Ontology annotation, biological process: regulation of Notch signaling pathway; cortical actin cytoskeleton organization; regulation of establishment or maintenance of cell polarity. Gene Ontology annotation, molecular function: GTPase activator activity; syntaxin binding; myosin II binding.